AUGCACACGAAAGUUUUAAUUAUUGGUUCUGGAGCGGCAGGUUACUCUGCUGCUAUAUAUGCAGCACGUGCAAAUUUAGAGCCAAUUGUGGUAACCGGUAUGCAGCCUGGAGGUCAGCUAACAAUUACAACGGAUGUUGAAAAUUAUCCUGGUUUUAUUUCGAUACAAGGUCCAGAGCUGAUGGAGCAGAUGAGAUUGCAUGCAGAGAAGGUUGGUGCGAAAAUAGUAGACGAUGAAAUAAAAAGCGUUAAGCAACUUGAUGGAUGUAAGUUUAAAUCUUACGGCAAUUACAAUGAUUACCACUCAGAUGCAAUUAUUAUUGCCUCUGGUGCACAAGCAAGAUGGCUUGGUUUAGAAAGUGAAAAAAAAUUUCAAGGUUAUGGUGUAUCAGCUUGCGCAACUUGUGAUGGUGCAUUUUUUAGAAACAAAGUUGUAGCUGUCGUAGGUGGAGGAAAUACGGCUGUUGAAGAAGCAAUAUUCUUAACUCGCUUUGCGAAAAAAGUUAUGCUGAUACAUAGGCGUGAUAAGCUAAGGGCGGAGAAAAUAAUGCAGGAUAGGCUCUUUAAAAACGAUAAAAUAGAAAUAAUAUGGGAUCACGCAAUAGAGGAGAUAUUAGGAGAAGAAAAUCCCAAGAGAGUAACUAGCAUUGUGAUAAAAUCAACUAAAGAAGAAAGUGCUCAAGAAAUUAAAGUUGAUGGAGUAUUUAUUGCGAUUGGUCAUGCUCCAAACACAGGUGUUUUUAAAGGUUUUGUGGAAAUGGAUGAGCAAGGCUAUAUUACUACAAAAUCUGGAACGACUUUAACUAGUAGGUCAGGUGUGUUUGCAGCAGGUGAUGUGCAGGAUAAAAUAUAUCGUCAGGCCGUGGUUGCAGCUGGUACUGGGUGUAUGGCAGCACUUGAUGCAGAAAAAUUUUUGGAAGAAUAG
Messenger RNA from Rhagoletis zephyria (snowberry fruit fly), 924 nucleotides. Its product is annotated as thioredoxin reductase-like. The record is from RefSeq and is a predicted model, not a curated record. Lineage: Eukaryota; Metazoa; Arthropoda; Insecta; Diptera; Tephritidae. Gene Ontology annotation, biological process: removal of superoxide radicals. Gene Ontology annotation, molecular function: thioredoxin-disulfide reductase (NADPH) activity. Gene Ontology annotation, cellular component: cytoplasm.